UAAAAAUUUGAAAUUAAAUUUGUGUUUUUGAUUAAUUAUAGUGGUUUUAACAUGGAUAAGAUCAUAUCAUGCAACUAUCCCGAACUGUCACCAGAAUUCACAGAACUUUUUAACGAUGCCGAAAAAACAUUAAUUAUAGUCGGUGUGAUUGGUAAAUCAAAUUUACCUAAUUGCAAUAAGAUGCUCUGCUUUGAUCUAUUCAGUUGUCAUUCAAUAUUUCUACAAGAAGACGGUCCAGAAAGAGCUGAGAAUAGAAUUAAAUUUUACUAUGAAACAGGCAGCAAUUACAUCUUUUUGCAUUUCGAGACUGCUUAUGACCAUCAUAUAGCAAAUGAUUUGAUAAAGAAGGCAGACUUUGAUUACUUUCUUCCAUUUAAUACACAAAUGAGAACGAGAUUUGCAAGGAUGAUCUUUUUUGCUACUCAAAUUUGUCACAUUGUCGUGUUUGUUGAAACUUCCAGUGAAUUUGAUGCUUCAUAUUUGUCGAUUUUUAAGGCAUUGAAAAUAAUCAGGGAGAAAUAUGUGCUUAAAUUCUUACCAAAACUGUUGAAAAAUACGAACAUUAGUGGUGCAAUAGCUAGAGAAUAUCGAUUAUGCUCCCCAAGAUUCAUAUUCUUUUUUGAGAAAAUAUCCAGACCAGUCGAUAACUUGAUAUCUUAUGAAAUUGAAAAGGAAGAGCAAAUAUAUCAAAUGCUUCGAUCGAAUUUUAUCAUCACCAAUAAUUCCAAUUUAUCGCUGUUUUCCGUUCCAAAAAAUAAGAAUAAAAAAUUCCUUUACAUCAAUACAAAUGAUAAGAUCCAUUCAGAUCCAGUUGUAGAUUCUGUGGAGUUUCUACUUCAAUAUAUUAAUGCUACACCUGAAACUGAGGAAGAACUUUACUCAAUUCGUCCAUAUCGAGGAUAUGCAACCAAUUAUUUCCAGGACACAAAGACAAAAGAUUAUGAGGAAAAGCAGAAGAGCUUUUUAAAAUUAUUAAAUGAGCAUAUUGAGGAAGCUAUGAGCACUGGAUUUGAUGAUAGCAUUGCAAAAUAUCGAGGCAAGACACACUUUGUGCGUCCAGGAAUGAAAAUGUGGUACGAGAUCUUCAAGUUUAUGCACAAAAUAUUUAUAGAAAAUGCAAAUAAUCCGAAUUUCGAAGCUAAUGAUCCAGACUAUAAAGCUUAUUUGGACAAUUUCUAUAAAAUAUUGGAUAUUGACCAACAAUUUUUCUACGAUUCAUGUACACAUGGCUACGACUUGGCACUCCUCAAUUAUUCAGAAUUGCUUCCACAUCAUUACAGUAAAUCAUACCAUGAAAGUAAAUUGGCAAGUGCAUUGGAAAUAUUUCAUAAAUAUGCACGAGGAACUGAAAGUGAAAGUUUAGAAGAUAAACUUAGAGAUACAUGUGAAGCAAUAUGGUUAAAUGGAAAGCAACAAUGUGAACUUUUAAGCCUUCGUGGAAAUCCAUGCAUUUUAUUAACAAAACAUGCAUCAAAUGAAGGAACUAAUCAUUCAAGUGGAGUUGUUUAUAUCAGCACCUGUAAUUGUGGAAAGACACAAGGCAGACGAGAAGAUCCAUACACGCUUAAGAAAGCAAAUUAUGAAUUUUAUCAAAUUAUGCAACAAAGUUGUAGUGUCUGUGAAAAGGCAUCAAUUAUUGAUUUUCCAAUUUUCAUACCAUCAUCAUCUGAAUAUAAAGCAGCACAAGUGAGCAAUAAGAAUAUCAUGAAUUUAAUUCUAUCAGAAUUCUCAAACAAGACACCAAAUGAGGAAGAGAAAAACAGUGAUCAGCAUCACUUGUCAGCUAGUCAAAAGACACAAGAAUCUGAAUCAGAUUUAAGUAUUGGCUCGAUUUCAGAUGAUGAGCUGGGAAUCAAGGAUAAAAAGAAGCACCAAGACGAUUCUGAUGACGAAAUGAAUGAAAUAAUUGUCAAAAUUGGUGAAAUCGAUGUAAAAGAGAAGCAAACAGAAGCAUCAACAACUGAAUAUCUUCCAGGUAUGAUUUUAGCCAAUUCACCUCAAGGAUUACUGCCACAAUUCCCAAGUUGGAGCUUAAUGUGUAUUGGUGCUUCAUCACUUUAUAGCCAUAAUACAGGAUUAACUGAAAGUCAACAGCCAGGCUUUUUAAGUGGAAGUCAAUUUCUAUUAGCAUGGGAUGUUAAAGUUAGACUUGAGCAUGCACAAACUUGGGCUGAAAAUUAUGAGAAAAAUAGAAGUAGAAAGAAACAGAAGCAAUUGACGACCCAAAACUCAUCAGGAACAUUUUUCACACUUAAAAUCUUUAUUGGAAUGGAAUAUGAAUGUUUUGCAAGGCACAGAUUUACAAUGGACUCAAAUCAUACUGUUUUACGUGGAGCUAGUGGUGGUGGAUCUAAAGCAUGUGGAAGUAAAGUUGUUUUAGCAAAUAUGCCACUGUAUUUCCUAUGUCCAUGCAGACAAAUUGGUCAGCUUAUAAGAAUUCAUGUUGUUACUCCAAAAGCACCAGUAAACAUCACUUUAGAUCCAAAAAUUAAGAUUCGUAGAGAAACUGAAAAUAUUUUCGUAACUGGCUGGAAAGAGCCUGUAAAAUUAACACAAUCAGCAUAUUGGGUACUAAGACUUCCUUAUGUUUAUCAAGCUGAAGGCGAUCCAAUUCCGAUUCCACAAAAUGUCCCUAGUUCAGUUGAGGCAUUAAGGUAUGGAUUUUUAAUGGAAGGAAUGUUUGGAAUUAAGGAAGAUGAAUCUGAUGUGUUACCUUGAAUUUGAAGGGUUUUGAGCUGCUUUUGUAUGGUUUUGAUUUGAAAUUAUGUGGUUUUAAUUUUUUUAAUAAAUUUAUGACUGUUAAUUUUUGAAAAUUUUCAUUACCGUUAUUUAGUUUCUUAAAUCUCCUUAAUUGCAUACAAAAUCUGUGCUCUUUCCAAAAAGUUUCUGCAUACAUUCUUGUUCUAAAGAUGACAUAUAUUUUGUAUACAAAAGCUGA
Messenger RNA from Chironomus riparius, 2938 nucleotides. The record is from the annotation of a GenBank genome assembly. Lineage: Eukaryota; Metazoa; Arthropoda; Insecta; Diptera; Chironomidae.